Molecule: messenger RNA, 2167 nt
Organism: Gryllus bimaculatus (two-spotted cricket)
Lineage: Eukaryota; Metazoa; Arthropoda; Insecta; Orthoptera; Gryllidae
Source: the annotation of a GenBank genome assembly
AGAGAUUCGGUUCAAGGUGUGGUCAUUCGGUUCAUUGAAGAUUCGGUCAGGUGUGCUGGUGCUGAUCGGGUCUAUUGGAACGUAUUGGAACUAGCGACUCACUUGUAGCGAUAGUGAACAAGAUUUGGUGGUGUUUGCAAGAUGCCUAUCGAAAAUUUGGAAGAAGAAGGGUUGGAGAAGAAUCCCAAACUAAUUCUAGCGCAAUGGAAGUUCUUAUUGGGAUCUCCCGAUUUUGCUCAAAAGAAAGAAAUUACAGCACGGUUGAUGGACAGCAUACGAGCAGAAAACAUGGCUCCGUUUUAUGAAGAAUGCUGUCAGAGCCUGAACUGGGCGCCUGAUACAGCAUUGCUUGAAAGAAUGAAAGCAGCAAAUGCAGCGAAGUUAAAAGAAUUGGAUGAUGCUAUUGAAGAUGCUGAAAAGAAUUUGGGAGAAAUGGAAGUCAGAGAAGCGAAUCUCAAGAAAGCAGAACAUUUGUGUCGAAUUGGUGACAAGGAAGCAGCAUUGAGUGCAUUUCGGAAAACCUAUGACAAAACAGUCUCUCUUGGACACAGGCUUGAUAUUGUCUUCCAUUUAAUUCGUAUUGGAUUCUUCUACCUUGAUCAUGAUCUAAUAACUAGGAACAUUGAAAAGGCUCAGAGCUUAAUUGAAGAAGGUGGUGAUUGGGAUCGUCGAAAUAGAUUGAAAGUUUACCAGGGAACAUACUGUAUGCUCAUUCGUGACUUCAAAGCUGCCUCAACCUUUUUCCUAGAUACUAUAUCUACUUUCACCUCGUAUGAAUUGAUGGAUUACAGUGGAUUUGUUCGUUACACAGUUUAUAUCUGUAUGAUUUCCCUACCACGUAAUGAACUGAGGGACAAGAUCAUUCGAGGCUCUGAAAUAUUGGAAGUAUUACAUACCAACCCCGAUGUUAGAUCUUAUUUGUUUUCUUUGUAUAAUUGUCAGUAUGCAGAAUUUUUUAAGAACUUGGCUGUAGUAGAAAAGCUGUUGAAAUUUGAUUUCUUCCUUUUCCCCCAUUACCGCUACUACGUAAGGGAAAUGAGGAUCAUGGCAUACUCACAGUUACUGGAAUCAUAUCGAAGUUUGACUUUACAAUAUAUGGCUGAUGCAUUUGGUGUCACUGUCGAUUUUAUUGAUCAGGAACUCUCCAGGUUUAUUGCAGCUGGUCGUCUGCAUUGUAAAGUUGAUAAAGUUGGUGGAGUUGUGGAAACGAAUCGCCCAGAUUCGAAGAAUUGGCAGUAUCAAGCCACGAUCAAACAAGGGGACUUAUUGCUGAACAGAGUGCAGAAGUUAUCUAGGGUCAUUAAUAUUUAAUGAGUGCAAGUGCCUUUUUCUGACAGUGUUUUAAGACUAACAGGAAAUAAUAUAGGACACUUGUAUUAACAACAAACACUUGUAUCUUAAUAGGGAUUUCUCCAAAGUUCAGGGAUUAAGCUCAUAUUUUUGAAACUAUAUUACUAAUCUUCAAUGUUACACUUUCAUUUUUCACAAUCUUGCUUUAAUUUCAUGCACCUAUCCAAUAUAAAACUAAUUUCUGCUAUCCAUCUUCUAAAGCCUUUUGAUUGUAUUUUGAUCCAUUGGUUAACAUUGGAUCAUUUCAAUCGUGUGAUGUCUACAAUUGAAGAAUUUUAACAUCAGAAGUGAAUGACCUUUUUCUAAAACCUAGUGUGCUGUGUGGUAGAAAAUUAUUCCUAGAACUUUGGAAACAUCUCUACAUACUUGCUGACUCAAAUGCAUUUUGGGUGGCAUAAAUACAAUUGAUUUGAACUUACCAAGUCUACUUUGUAUUUGAACUCCUUUUCCUCCAGUAACUUCCGUUUAGAUAUAUUUUUAAUUGGGACAAUUUCAAAUUUUAAAAUUGAUUCUGCACAGUUGUUUUACUAGCAUUCGUUGACCUCUAUGUAAAAGGACACCAGUGCAAAGAUAAGGAUACAGAAGCAAAAUGAAAGCUUGAUGUAGUUACAUUGACGGUCACUAGGAUACUUGAAGCACAAUUAGAUAUCACAUGGUUUUAAGUGUCACAACUAUCAACAAACCACUUGUUGACAGAACCUGGAACAUAGGGUAUUGAAUCCUGUUAUAAAAAAUCUGUUCUGAUGUAGUUUCAAGAAUAAAGAGGCUAAAUAUUUUGAGUAGUGGUAUGAGAGUUUAAUUAUGAAAUCAUUCCUUG